AUGUCUCAUAACGACUACUUCCGUCGCGAAUUUAAAGAAGAGUGUAAGAAGACAAGAGAUGCACUUGGCCCAGGAUUUGCGGAUUUGGACCUUGGAUUCGUUUCCAUAGGGUUUUUGAAUGAGGUCUUCAAACCAGGGUACCGAAGCAAGCUGCGAGAAAGCCUUGAAGAUGAUGUGAAAACGCUCAAAUCAGAAGAUUACUUCAACCCUGCUGACAUGGAUGCGCUGGAGUCAGCAGUACGGACGCGAGCUCCAAAACUGUAUGGGAUCCUCCUGAUGAUCAACCAGUCAGAGCGAAUCAUCAAGCUUUUGAAAAAGGAUCCAAUAAUCGAUGACUCCAUCUUCCAGACAAGUCCGGGUUCGAAGCUGUCGUAUUGCUCGGAAGUGCGCUUGAGCGAAGAGCCGCUUCUUCGCGACAUCGCGGCGGAGAUAUACAAGACGCAAUGGCUUGUUCCGCCCCAAUUUAAUUCCGGAACACACGAAAGUUUUCCUUGUGCCUUUUUCAGGUUUCCUUUCGUGGAUGGAGCGCCAAUACACGAAAGUGACGGCUCUUGGGGUGUUGUUUAUCGAGCCAAGAUUGCAGACCGUCAUCUACCGUCAAGCUUAAAUGUUCAGCAACACAACGUUGUGGCUUGUAAGAGCAUCAAGAAACACGACAAUACGACAUGGAACAAGGUUUUGAGAGAGGCAGCAACUCUAAGGGGGCGCAAGCACGACCACAUUGUCCCACUUCUGGCCAGUUUCACUGCAGGUCGAGCCAAUCGUGAACCGAAUGCCAGGCAAGAAUAUUUGUGGUUGUUGAUGCCUUACGCCCAGGCAGGAAGUAUGAAGACUUGGUUUGAGGAGAGUCCAGAUCUUCCAAAACGAGGAUCGGUAAGCUUGGAGGAUGAGUCGUUUCGACACUGCCACAUACGAAAGACGAUGCUGGGACUUGUCUCGGCUCUGGCGUAUAUUCAUAGAGAAAUCAACGGCAUGAUCGGGUUUCACCAUGACAUCAAGCCGAGCAACGUCAUUCUGUUUCUAGAACCGGAGCCUACGUGGAAGAUUUGCGACUUUGGAACGGCCAAUCUCAAAGAUCCAAAGGAAGGUACUGGAACUGCUUUCACACCCGAAAACGAAUUCGGGACAUAUACGUACCGUGCGCCAGAAUUCUUCAAAGAUGAAGGUAUCGCACAACAUGGACGGGCCUUUGAUGUUUACUCUCUUGGAUGCGUAAUGCUUGAACUAGCGACGGUCUUCAUAUAUGGCUGGAAGCCAGAAGGUCUGCCUGCAUUCAAGCAACAGAGGCGAGACGCCUCCGAAAACGUUUACCUGGGAAGGCUCAAACAAAAACCAGAUGCAUCUUUUCACAACAGCCCGAAGGCUGUGGAAAGUUGGAUAAAACAUCUCAGGAACAAAACCGAGUCGGCUGAAGAUUCCAAAAAAUUGUCUGAUAUCAUACAAGCACUGGAUGUAAUUUCGGAUAUGCUGUUGUCUCGCUAUAAAAGAAUAUUUGCUUGGGAAGUCGAGAUGGAUCUAUACGAGAUCUUCAACCCGGAGUCCUCUGUGGAAGAUCGGGCUAAGCGACUUCGAAAUAUCGUUCAGCAAUCUGCAACACCCCUCGACCAGACUAAAGAACAACACAAUCCAAUGAGUCGAGCGAUCCAACGCAACAAAGGUCAGUGGUAUACUGAGAUCCUUCAAGGGCGCGAUUGGUAUUAUAGUGCGCGCGCCUUGUCUAGAAGAUCUACUUCCAGGGCGUUCGAUCUUGACCAUGGCAAACAAAGACCUCGUACGAAUCUGGAGAAAGUUGCAACAACCCGAGAUUUUAGAUCCGCGCAUUUCUUUGGGCGUCAUAACAUUCACGAAAGGAUUAUCAGUGGGUUCCAAGGACACAACACAGUCAUUGGCCUUCACGGGAAAUCAGGAGUAGGCAAGUCUCACUCAGCUUAUUACUAUGCUUUUGGCUUCCAAAAGCCAAAGGAUUCCAAGGACCAAAAGCACACUCUCUGGGUUGACUGCAGAUGCUGGACCAGCAUAUAUAAAUCAUUACAGGACACGAUGCCGUCAGAACUCGAUAAUCCUUCAAUCCUUUCUUUGGUCUCCGAUUGGCUAAGGAAUGAAGAAACUGGCCCUUGGAUCAUGGUGCUCGAUGGUCUUGAGAACGAAACAAUUGCUCAAGAACUCAACGAAGUGCUACCGACAGCCAAUGGAGAGGUUCUCAUCACCACGAAGAACAAGAUCGUCUUAACCAAGUUUCUUCACGUCAACAACAAAGAUGCUUUCAUUCACAUGGAAGACCUGCCACCCCUGACGGCUAGCUACAUCUUUGACUCUCAUAUCAACAGAGAUCUAAUUACGAAUACGGAGUCCAGGAAUUUCGUUGUCGAACGGCUUCCACUGCCUGCACUCAUCAUCUCUAUGGCAGACUAUAUGAAUCAUACAGACUAUACAACACAGAACCUGCAAGAAGAUGAGUGUAGUGGAGCCAAUCAUACCAUUGAAAAGCGAUACAGUGACUUCUCAGAACGCUUACUCAGUCCUCUGUUCCCGAGCUCCGGCGAGAGCAAGGUCACCCGAAAAUUAGACCUAUUGGGCGAAAUGUCUUGCUUGGAUGCCUCAAGCAUCGACUUUGCGCUUCUCCGACAAGUUCAUACCAAGCCUGAUAGGCUACAAUCUCAGCUAAGUGGUCUGGAACAAUGCUCUUUGAUCUCAACCAAGGAAAAUAGAGUCUACACUAUGCAACAGUACGUUCAAGUUGCAGUGUUGCAGUGGUUUCAGGUUCACUUGGGAGAUGAACGCCUCUUACAGCUCUUCGCGACGGCGCUCUGCAUGCUGUACAAGCGCUAUGACGAUGAAACACAGGAGAGGUACAAACAGGUAAAAGGCAAGUCAAGGAUACCUUCGACACAGUGGAAAUUACCGUACAAGCCGCAUUUUGACCGAUUUCUCGAAUUUGCACGCAAGAACAAAAACAAGGCCAGAGCACAGGAGUUCGCAUCCUAUAACAUUCAGGGCAUGGACGUGAUGGUCACUGCUAUCGUCACCUUUUCGAAGCUUUACUUGGAAGAGCACCGCUAUGAUGAUGCCAUCUGUGUACUCGAGUUCGUGGACGACAUAUAUACUGGAUAUGAGAGGCGAUACGAGCUUAAGCGUCUCCUCAUUCGAGCAUAUCUUGAAAAGCCACUGAGGGACGAGUAUAACGACAAAUGGAGCAGAAUUACUAAGCUCUCAGCGGAGCUGAUCGAUGAUGCGAACAGGAGCAACAAUAUUGAGCGAAAAUGGGCCCUCGUGCUUGAUCUUGCUCGAUUCUAUACUGAGUCGCGUCAACCAGAAAAAGCCUUGAGGGAAUUGAGAGGUGUCUGGGAAUUCGAGAUGAGCGUGGAGCAUAACGAGGUCAAGCUUGACAUCUACCUGGAAUUGCAACUCGACAAGACCAAGAAGCGGAAACUUGCUGUGCAGCGCAAAAUUGAAGAAGGUAGAGUUCAUUUUAUGAAUGGCAGGCUUCGACUUCACCAAGGGCUUCGUGACGCGGCAGCAAAGGAAACCGAAAAGGCUAUCAAAUGCUGGGAGGAUGCGAGCCAAGGAACCAUAUCGUGGCAGUUGGACCAUGACGAGGAAUGGGUUAUGGAGAUUGAAGAGAUGGUUGCGGAAGCCUGCGUUGAAAUCGACAAGCCAGAGGAACUGGAAAAGGCAGAGAAAAUACUCAAACGCCAUCUGAAAAGGCUCAAACAGGUUCCAGACCACGGAGAUGCGGAGCAUGCAGCCAAACGAAUUUGGGACAUCGAGUGCAAGCAAGCGAAUAUAUGGAUCAAAAGAAAUGACAAGAAGCACCGAGAAGAUGCCAUCAAGCUACUCAAAAACAGACUGGAAAGAUACAAAGACAUCUACGGGGCCCAGGACGCAUGUACAUGUAAUUGUGCCUAUCUUCUUCGAUCUGCGCUCAAGAAAGAUGACCAGGACGAGGAAAUCAGACUGCUCGAACAGCAGUAUCAACUGCGAGAGAUGAGCGCUGUGCGAGUGCCCACAGUGAAACGAACCGGGAAGUAUCUGUCGCUAUCAAGUCAGCCAUGGUGGUCGGUGGUCCUGAUUGUUCUCAUAACUCAGGGCCUCUUGCAGGUAUUGUUGAAUCGGUGGUGA
This is a messenger RNA of Alternaria arborescens, 4119 nucleotides long. RefSeq lists its product as hypothetical. The record is from RefSeq and is a predicted model, not a curated record. Gene Ontology annotation, molecular function: protein serine/threonine kinase activity; ATP binding. The coding region runs from base 1 to 4119 and encodes 1372 amino acids. NCBI's taxonomy places the organism in Eukaryota, Fungi, Ascomycota, Dothideomycetes, Pleosporales, Pleosporaceae. Gene Ontology annotation, biological process: peptidyl-threonine phosphorylation; peptidyl-serine phosphorylation. The transcript is spliced from 3 exons.